CUUUUAAAUUAAAUUAAAGAUUUUUCCCCUGUCUAUCUCUAGCUCCCUGUUGCCCCCGGAUGAACCCCAGAGGGAAGCAGAGGAUGCUGGGAUGCCCGAUGCCCCAAGUGAGAGGAGCUCUGCUCUGGAGGCGGUGCGCUCCACGUUAUGCCCCGCCCAUCGCUCUCUGCUCCAGCGAAUCCUGAGGCUCGCCCACCAGCAGCACCGUCUAUCAUUGGCCUACAGGGACGCCCAUCGCCGCCUCGUCCCGCCCCCAGACCCUCUCUGCGGCCACCUGGUGGCCAAACAACAGGACGACACUUCCUCUCCUCCUUCCUUCACUGGCUGUUGGAGCCGUAGUGGAGCCACGCGUCCGACUGACUGGAAGACACCAGGUGGUCCAGGCUGUUGCUGCUGGCUGCCUCCUGUCUGUUUCUGCCUCCAGAGCCUCCGCUGCCUGUCCUGCCAGAGCCUGUCCCUGGGACACAUCACCACUGGGGUUCGCUCCUCCUCUUCUCUGUGCUCUUUCACGUCCUCCUCUUCUCGUUCAUCCUCCGCUCUGUGUCCUAAUCCCUCAGUCUGUCCCGUGGCCUCUGUCUGUUGCUCCAACCCCCAGCCCUGCGCCUCCUGCUGCUCAGAACACACCUACCUGGCCCCGGUCAGACACACAGCCCCGGGAGGAGGAGGAGGAAGCGAGUGCCCUGUCCUCAAGAGAGAGCGAUCCCGCACCCCCUCUCCUCCCCCUCUCUCCCCCAUACCCUCAGACAUGGACGGUAAGGAGGAAGACAAGCCUCCCUCUCUUCUGCAGCAGGAGGGGGAAAAAGAAGAGGAGGCUGGGUGUGGUGGGGCGGUGGGUGAGGACAGGGAGCAGCAGGACCUGGUGGAGCGUUUCAGUGACAAACUAAAGACAAUCAGGCCCCAGGAGAAGGAUCCUCCACUCAGCUCUGCCUUAGCCAAUCACAACCUAGAGAAGGAUCCCCACCUGACGACCUCAGCCAAUCAGCACAUUGCAGAGUCCCAGGCCGACGCCCACCUGAGUGAGAUCAUCACCACCGUUCUGAACACGGGUGGCGGCAGCGACUACAGCCUAAACGACAUGUUGCAUCACCAUGACAACAACGAGAGCCAGCCACCUCGGACGCGUUCCCGGCGGCGACAGGAGGCCCUGGCUGCCAUGGCGACUUUGCCCGACCAGUCGUCCACCCGGCGCCAGACUUUGCUAAUCAAACGGGAGCUGGCCAGGCUGAACCAAUCGCUGGGCAGGAGGCUGUCGCUAGGGAAGAACAAGAGCCGCAGUGCCACGCCCUUUUCUACCUGCUCCUCACCUGAACCAACCCCUGUUACAGCAGAGAUAGACAGAAUCACAGAGGAGGAGGGCGAGACCGGUAGAGUGAAGGAGGGCGAGACCGGUAGAGUGAAGGAGGGCGAGACCGGUAGAGUGAAGGAGGGUGAGACCGGUAGAGUGAAGGAGGGUGAGACUGGUAGAGUGAAGGAGGGAGAGACCGGUAGAGUGAAGGAGGGAGAAACCGGUAGAGUGAAGGAGGGUGAGACUGGUAGAGUGAAGGAGGGAGAGACCGGUAGAGUGAAGGAGGGAGAAACCGGUAGAGUGAAGGAGGGAGAGACCGGUAGAGUGAAGGAGGGCGCGACGGAGAAGGUGACAGCAGAGAAGGUAGGUCCAGUGAGAGUCACGAAGGAUAGAGUCGGCAUGAAGGAGGAGAUGGAGAAACCCCCAGUCCUCUCCUCUACACAACAGAGUCCCCCGCAGGAGGACCAACACAAACCAGAGAGCUGGAACAUCACCUGUCAGGACAGCAGUAGGAGUGACCUCCCUGAGAAGAGGAGAGAGGAGGAGUCACCAGGUAGUACCAGCAGUGGUCUUCCUGAGAGGAGUAGAGAGGAAGAGGAGGAGUCACCAGGUAGUACCAGCAGCACCUGUGACCAUGGCAGUGGUCUUCCUGAGAGGAGUAGAGAGGAAGAGGAGUCACCAGGUAGUACCAGCAGUGGUCUUCCUGAGAGGAGUAGAGAGGAAGAGGAGGAGUCACCAGGUAGUACCAGCAGUGGUCUUCCUGAGAGGAGUAGAGAGGAAGAGGAGGAGUCACCAGGUAGUACCAGCAGUGGUCUUCCUGAGAGGAGUAGAGAGGAAGAGGAGGAGUCACCAGGUAGUACCAGCAGUGGUCUUCCUGAGAGGAGUAGAGAGGAAGAGGAGGAGACAGCAGGCAGCAGCAAGGACAGUAGCAGAGUGUCAGCCAGGAAUAGCCCUUCCCACCCCUGCAGAACCAGGAGAGGCAGCAGGUCCCAGCCAGGCUGCAGCAGCCAGGUGGUGGUGGGGAGGAGCAGCGAGGCUGGGAGGUCCAGGAGGAGCAUCGUCCCUCCCCAGCGGUUCUCCUCCUACGUCACAGAGCCCAGGAUGAUGUAUUCUGCUGCCUGUUUCUCAGAGAGGAUCUUCUCCGCCCAGAGGGCGCCAAAGGAUCGGCAACCACUCAAUGCCCCCAACACCAAUCGCACAGACUCCCCGUCCUCGGACACAGACACGGCUGAGGGGUUGGGCGAAGCAAGAGAAGAGGAAUUACCGCUGGCAUCCAGUCCUGAGGAUGUCAGUCAGGAGAGGAGGGGAGGCAGAGGCUGUAGAUCAACAGCAAGAGGUCAGAGUUCAGACCGUGAGUCACAGAGACGAGGUCAGGUGAUUCCCGUCACUGCAGCUUCCUCUGAGCAGCAGAGUCCCCCUAAACAGCGCUCCCAGAACAGGGCAGACGUUAGGCUCAGAGCAGCCAAACCUUUUGGGCGCUUACGCUCCUCCCACUCCGGCCAACAGUUCCAACCAGCGAGCCCUCAGACAGCCUCCAGGCCAGAGGUCCCCACUGGUCAGCCUCAGUACAUCAGCCCCAUCAAGCUGAUGUUUGUGUCUGCAGUAGUGGGUGAGGAGGGGGUGAGGUACACCCUGAAGGCGGCUGCACCAGGAUCCAGCUGGCAUGGACAGGAGACCUUUGACCCCUGUGAGGAGUCAUCGUGGGCUGGAAGUCCAGAGAAGACCCCAGAGAAGACUCAUAAUCCACCGAAGACCAGGAGUCCACCGAAGACCAGGAGUCCCCUCCAGACCAGGAGUCCACCGAAGACCAGGAGUCCACCCCAGACCAGGAGUCCCCUCCAGACCAGGAGUCCACCGAAGACCAGGAGUCCACCCCAGACCAGGAGUCCACCCCAGACCAGGAGUCCCCUCCAGACCAGGAGUCCACCCAAGAACACCAUAUCGUCAUCACCAAAGCUGUGUGGAACAACGAGAGGAGGAGAGGGGGGUAGCCCGCCAAAACGCUCUCCCGGGUCCCAGAACGGAGACGGCUCGCCUCCUUUCGUGAAACCACCCCCACAAAGCGACGUCCCGGGACGUCCCAAGAAGCUGGGCCCCCAGCUGGAGAAGAGGGCCAAGAGGCCAAUCGGCCGCCCGCCCAAGCAAAGGGUCCAGUGGAGUUCCUUUAGGCUGCAGCACCGGGAGGAGGGCAAUGAGGAGAGAGACCCAGCCAACAGGAACCUGAAGAUCACCGUGGUGUACGGACGUUCCCACAGGACCAAGAGGACAGUGUCGGAGGAGGCUACCGGUGAAGGAGAAGAGGUUCGCUCCCACGCCAGCAACAGCAGCAACAUUAUCAAGUGCCAGAAGCUGCAGUGUACCGCGGCCAUGCGUCGUCCAGGGAGACCCGCCAAGGUCAAAAUCUCCGGAAUCUCCGUUACCGUCACCACCACGUCGCCGGGGAAACGCAAGAUCCACAUGAACCGGGACAGGAAAUCUCCGGAGAAGCUCUGUCAGCGGAAAGCCCUCCUUCCUGAACCCGAGCCUUCCAAAGAGCCCAGGAAAAUCAGCAGCACGCCGACUAGCGAGGACGCCUCUCGGAUGCAGAUAGAGAGAACGACAGAGUCCAAGGAUGGAGCGAGGGAGCGACAGACCCAGACUCCUCCUGUGUUGGCAGUGCGUCACUCUGUGAGAGUGAGGAAGCCUUCAGUGUACCUGCUUCACUCUGUAGCCACCUCCACCUCUAGGUCCCUGAGCCACAGUACCGCCCUGCUGCGCCGAUCCAGACAGCUACUGAUCAACAGGGCCAGCAGCAAGGGCAGCCAUCGCAAGAGGAAGGAGGAGGGAGGAGAGGACACCCCAGGGCGGGAGGAGCUGCUGUCCGGGAGGGAGGAGAGUAGGAGCGAGGGAAGAGGAGGGGUGUUGUGUGAGGACCUGAGCCAGGUAGCGGGGGUUUCGGUAGACUCCAUUUUCCCGGCCAGCUCCAGCGAGGCGUUGAGGUGGUGGCCCGUCUCCUCCGACCAGGACAGCCUGAACCAAGAGCUGGCUCGCAGGAUCCGCCUCAUAUCCCAAAGCUGGGUCGCUGCCGCUGCCACCCACACCACCAGGACGGGGACGAUCAUGUCCGCCAAGCAGAGACUCGACGACGACUCUUUGUCCUCCUGGAAGCCAGAGGUUGGGUCGGCAGUGCGGCUGCUGUUUGACCGGCGCUGCAGUGUGGAGAGGCUGGCCUCCUGGUUCAUGCAGACCACUGAGACUCAGUCUCUGGGCAUUGUGAAGAAGACCAGCUCCCGAAACCCCUAUGAGCUCCUGCACUACCCCCGGAACGCCAGCAGGGAGAGCGUCUUUCCCAGCCCGCAGACAAUGCGACUACGCAAACACAUCAAGAAGUUUGCCAAAGCUGUGCCGAAGAGCCCCGCCCAGCUCCGUCUGGCCCAGGAACGGCUCCGACGUGGAAGAGAGCUGAAUGCCAGGCGGCGUCUGUUCACUGCGAGGCCGACGUCUGGCGGGCUGCGUCUCAGAGCUCCUUGGAGGAAGGUCAGGGCCCUCGGGACGUACAGAACCACUCUGCUCAGAGUCAGAGAAAAGUUCCUCACCUGGACCCUCAGAGCCAAGCAGCCCAACAGGCUGAUCUGGAGGAGAAGCCUGGUGGAGGAAGGCAACUCACCUCACCAGGUCUGGCCUUCUGCUCAGACCAGGGAGGAGCACACCAGGUCUCCACAUCACCACUGUCUACCUGCCUCCUCAGAGACCAGUCAUCCCUGCAGCCCCGACCAGCUGACAGGCCUCACCAAACAGCAGCGUCUCAGCUCUAAAGCCUGGAGUCCAGAGAGACUGAAGGAGUGUUGCGUGUUCCUCAAGAAGAUCAACUCCCCCGACACAGAGUCCACCGUUGAGAAGGAGUGGGGACGUCUGCACCGUCAAUCUAGACGACACAUACUGCCACGACGAGACCAGACAGGAGGAGAGGAGCGGAGAGGACGACAAAGCUGUGAAAACGGAGAGAAGGAAGAGGAGAGUUCCCUGGAAGGAGUCUAGCGGCUCGCCGCAGGAGGUGAUGGUUCAGGAGCACAACCAGGUCCGAGCCAGGAACAGGAGAGGCAAACAGAAAAAUUCAGGGAAGGCCACGAGCCAAUCACAGACCCCGCCGCCAGCGAAAGCCACGAACCAAUCCCGACCCCGACGCCAGCGAAAGCCAUGAGCCAAUCACCGACCUCGCCGCCAGCGAAAGCCACGAGCCAAUCACCGACCCCGCCGCCAGCGAAAGCCACGAGCCAAUCACCGACCCCGCCGCCAACGAAAGUCAUGAGAAAAUCGCGUGGGAGGGGCCUGACCGGGCCACGGUGGCGUGACUUUAUACUGGGAACCUGACUGUCCUCCGUCCCGUCCCCACGGUGACUGUGUUGUAACUGUAUUGGCGGGACGCUCCUCCCUCCGUCUCCACGGUGACUGCGUGUAAACAACUCGGUGCCUUCAGACUGCCCCUUGGCAUUAUGUAGCAGAAGGAAAAGUUUAACCAGAAGAAGCUUACCAUUGCACUAUUCAGCCCCCCCCCACACACACACUGCUUUAAAAAAAAAAAAAAACUGUGUAUGUUUGUACAGAA
Messenger RNA from Oncorhynchus tshawytscha (Chinook salmon), 5870 nucleotides. Its product is annotated as serine/arginine repetitive matrix protein 2. Gene Ontology annotation, biological process: regulation of transcription by RNA polymerase II. NCBI's taxonomy places the organism in Eukaryota, Metazoa, Chordata, Actinopteri, Salmoniformes, Salmonidae. The record is from RefSeq and is a predicted model, not a curated record. The coding region runs from base 92 to 5302 and encodes 1736 amino acids. The transcript is spliced from 4 exons. Gene Ontology annotation, cellular component: nucleus.